CCGAGCCCCCUGUGGCGCCCGCCCCCAAGGAGGUGCCCGAGGUCCCGGAUGAGCCAGUGGUGGUGCCGGCCCCCCCUGUGGCCCCUGCCGUGCCCAAGACAGAGCCCAAGGGCGAGACUGUGGUGCCGCCGCGCCAGCCGCCCCUGGCCCAGAACCUGGGCUACUCCAAGUACCAGAAGUCUCUGCCGCCCCGGUUCCAGCGGCAGCAGCAGGAGCAGUUGCUGAAGCAGCAGCAGCAGUGGCAGCAGCAGCACGGGCCGCCCCCGGUGCCCGCCUCCCCCCAGCAGCAGGUGGCAGCAGCUUCCCUGGCGGGCCUGGGCCCCUCGCCCGGUAUCCACCCUCCGCAGGGGGCAGGGCAGCAGCAGGCCCCGCCCCCCCAGCAGCAGGCCCCACCCAAGGCCAUGUACCCGGGCUCCAUGGGGCCCGGGGUGCACCCCUCUGGCCUGCUGCCCCGCGAGCGCUCGGACAGCGGGGGCUCCAGCUCGGAGCAGUUUGAGCGCCACCCCCAGAUCCUGCGGGAGCGGGGCACCCCGCCCAUGGACCCCAAGCUGGCCUGGGGGGCCGACGUCUUUGCCGCCGACCCCCGGCCCCUGGCUUCGCCCCUCCGGCAGCCAGAUGAGGAGGAGAAGGGCCUGCGGAGUGAGACGCCCCCUGUCCGCCUGCGGGAGGCCGCCACCCCCCAGCCCUAUGUGGGCAGCUACCCGGCCUUCGCUGAGAACGGCGCCCCGGCCCCCAUGCACCGCUUCCCAGGAGACGAGCCCCGCCCGGGGGGGCCCUGGCCAGCCAGCCUCGCCCUGCCCCCCAACGCUCCAGGGGAGCUGGCCAGGAACGGGCGCCCCGAGCCCCUGGCCCCGCCGCCCCAGCGCCAGCCGGACGAGAAGCCCCCCAACGCCGAGGAGCCCAAGGAGCCCCUGGCGGCGCCCAAGAAACCCCCCAAGGAGGAGCCGGCCCUGCCUCCCAAGGAGGAGCCGGCCCUGCCCCCCAAGGAGGAGGCGCCGCGCCGGGCCGAGCGCCCCUCGCGCCAGCCGCACGACUUCCACCGGCCACCACGGCGCGAGGCCAAGACAGAGACACGCUGGGGCCCCCGGCCGGGCAGCAGCCGGCGGGCGGAUGAGCCGCCGAGCGGCGAGAAGCCCCCGCGCAGAGCCGGGCCCAUCAAGAAACCUGCGCCCCCCAAGGAGGAGGCUGAGGAGCCGCGCCCCAAAGCCAAAGAGGGCACCGAGCCAGCGGGUGCCAAGCCGGACCCACAGCCCGGCCCCAAGGAGCCCCCCAAGCCAGGCAAGGAGGCCAAAGCCAAGGCGCUGGUGAACGGCAGCGUGGCGGGGGCCCCCAAGGAGCCACAGGGGGCGCUGUCGCCCACCCGCCGACGCCGGGAGUGCCCCUACGACCGCGGGGGCGGCGGCUACAUGGGGCGCGGGCGUGCCCGGGGGCGGGGGGAGUACUUCGCCCGGGGGCGCGGCUUCCGGGGCGCCUACAGCGGGCGCGGCCGGGGUGGCGGGGGCCGGGGCCGCAGCAGGGAGUUCCGCAGCUACCGGGAGCCAUUCUACCGCCUGGAGGAGGGGCCGGGGCCCCCAGGCGGCGGGGGCGGCGCCCGGCCCCGCAACGCCAGCGAGACGCGCAGCGAGGGCUCCGAGUACGAGGAGAUCCCCAAGCGCCGGCGCCAGCGCGGCUCGGAGACCGGCAGCGAGACCCACGAGAGUGCCAGCGACGUGGCCCACUCGGACAAGGAGGCGGCCCCGCCCCCGCUGGCCCCCCAGCCCGCCAAGGAGGAGCGGCACCGGGGCCCGGCUGCCCUGCCCCGCUUCGCUGACAAGAUCCCGCCCCGCCUCUCGGAGCCGGGAGCCCGCGGCGGCCGCAUCUUCACCCCCCGCGGCGUGCCCUCUCGGCGUGGUCGUGGCGGGGGGCGCCCCCCAGCCAGCACCUGGAGUCCCCCGGCCAAGCCCCCGCCCGGGAAGAAGCCGGAGAAGCAGGAGCCGGAGGCAGGGCCGGAUUCGCCCGGCAAGGAGAAAGCGGCGCUGGGGCCAGCUCUCCCGGUGCCAGAGGAUCUGGCCGCGUUCCAGUCUCCCCCCAAGCAGCAAGGGCCGCCCCCCAAUGGCGCAGUGGAUCGCAGCUUCGAGCGGCCCCCCCGCCGGCGGCGCCACGGCCGCUCGCAGCAGCAGGACAAGCCGCCCCGCUUCCGGCGGCUGAAGCAGGAGCGGGACAACGCGGCCCGGCUCAAUGGGGAGCAACGGGGCGGGCCGGGGGCCCCAGCAUACCCGCCACCCCCCGCCCCGGCGGAGGAAACGGCCUCCCGGCGCCCAGCCGGCGCCAAGUCCCCCGACCUGUCCAACCAGAACUCGGACCAGGCCAACGAGGAGUGGGAGACGGCCUCGGAGAGCAGCGACUUCACCGAGCGCCGGGGCGGUGGGCCGGGCGAGAAGGAGCCGGGGGGCCCCCCGCCCCAAGCCUUCCUGAAGGGGGGCGGUGGGGGCGGCGCCCCGUCGCUGGGGGUCCGGGGGGCCAGCGCCGACCUGACCCUUGCCCAGCGCAAGGAGAUGUCCAAGCGCAGCUUCUCCAGCCAGCGGCCUGGCAUGGACCGGCAGAACCGGCGCCCCAACCCCGGGCCCGGCAGCGGGGGCAAGGCCGGGGGCCGCGGGGGGCCUGGCGGCGGCCGUGGGGACAAGAGGACCUGGCCCUCGCCCAGGAACCGCAGCCGCCCGGCGGAGGAGCGCCCCCCGGGCCUGAGCCUGCCACCCGGGCCCACCACCAGCGCCGUCUACCGGCUGGACCACGUGGUGCCCAGCGACCCGGCCGGCAUCCAGCAGGCGCUGGCCGAGCUGAGCAAUCGUCACGGUGCCCGCGCCAAGCAACCGCCGCCCGGCACCGCCCCCGCCUCAGCUCCCACACCGCCGGCUCCCUUCCCCGCCCACCCGGGCGGCUACAGCCGAGGUAACGGCCCCGCUGUCUUCCCCACGGGCUGUGGGGAACUGCCCUGAGACCCACGCGCCGGC
Terrapene triunguis (Three-toed box turtle) is the source of this 2990-nucleotide messenger RNA. RefSeq names its product protein PRRC2A-like. The transcript has 6 exons. Gene Ontology annotation, biological process: cell differentiation. The annotation marks the transcript as partial. NCBI's taxonomy places the organism in Eukaryota, Metazoa, Chordata, Testudines, Emydidae. The record is from RefSeq and is a predicted model, not a curated record.